Molecule: messenger RNA, 478 nt
Organism: Diuraphis noxia (Russian wheat aphid)
Lineage: Eukaryota; Metazoa; Arthropoda; Insecta; Hemiptera; Aphididae
Gene: spg
Product: dedicator of cytokinesis spg
Biological process (GO): small GTPase-mediated signal transduction
Cellular component (GO): plasma membrane; cytoplasm
Molecular function (GO): small GTPase binding; guanyl-nucleotide exchange factor activity
Source: RefSeq, a predicted model, not a curated record
GUGAAAAUGGUUGCAUUCGAACUAUUAUGAUAUCUUAUCUCUGCAGCUCCACCCCCGCGUAUGAUAGCAAUUAAAACUGAAAUGUAAACAAAAUAAAAACAAUUGAUUUUACAGAAAAUAAAUAAAAUUCCUAGUCAUGGUAUGAGUUUUUCAAUUCUCUGAAAAUCAUUUGAAUUGCCGAUUUGGGUAAAAAGUCAAAAUAUGAGUGGAAGAAGACUUCARUCCUGUCCUAYUACACUCCCACAAUAAUAGUCAUGUGGACUCCAACAAAAACAAACAAAUAUGGAGUUGUAAUAUACAACUGGCAUGGAGAUAAUCCAUAUGGGCUACAUCUUGAAAUCGGGGACACUGUCCAAAUCCUUGAACAAUGUUGUGGUUGGUACAGAGGAUUUAUCACUAAAAAUCGAUCUGUUAARGUGAGACAUUUCUACCAUUAUUUUUUUAGCAUUGGUUAGCACUCUUUUGAUAUUGAUAUCAU